AGAGAAGUAGAGAACACACCCUAAUUGUGUGACUUUCACUCCAAGCCAUUAAUGACUCAUUUCAGAAGCUCCUUGGUUUAAGUUCCUGCAUUUACAAGCCCUUCUUUUUUGGAUUUUCUCUCUCUAAUCUUGAUCGCCUGCCAUAACCGUGAAGCUGAAGAAAAUCAAUUGAUGGACAACAAAAAUGUCGUCGUUUGCGAUAAUGGCACCGGGUAUGUUAAGUGUGGCUUUGCUGGAGAGAAUUUUCCCACUUCGGUUUUUCCUUGUGUGGUAGGAAAGCCUAUGCUACGGUAUGACGAAUCAUUGAUGGACCAAGAACUGAAGGACACUCUUGUUGGAGAAGCUUGUGCACAAUUUCGAAACCAACUAGAUAUUUCUUAUCCUGUCAAUAAUGGUAUCAUUCAAAAUUGGGAUGACAUGUGUCAUGUAUGGGACCAUGCCUUUUUCAGUGAGCUCAAGGUAGAUCCUACAGAAUGUAAAAUCUUACUGACAGACCCCCCACUUAAUCCAUCAAAAAAUCGUGAACAAAUGGUUGAGACAAUGUUUGAGAGAUACAACUUUUCUGGUGUCUUUAUCCAAAUCCAAGCGGUCCUAACUCUGUAUGCUCAAGGUUUGCUCACGGGGUUAGUCAUUGAUUCUGGUGAUGGUGUCACCCAUGUGGUUCCUGUUGUUGAUGGUUACUCUUUUCCACAUCUUACAAAGCGAAUGAAUGUGGCAGGCAGGCAUAUAACAUCUUACCUUGUGGAUUUACUCACACGGAGAGGGUACGCCAUGAAUAAAGCUGCUGAUUUUGAAACAGUCAGACAAAUCAAAGAAAAGCUGUGUUACGUAAGCUAUGAUUACAAACGAGAGUAUCAGUUGGGACUUGAGACCACCAUUUUAAUGAAGAAGUACACUCUUCCUGAUGGAAGGGUUAUUAAAGUUGGCACCGAGCGUUUCCAGGCUCCUGAAGCACUUUUCACUCCGGUAAGCAGCCGUUGUUUUGCAUUCUGUAUGCACUUUCAAAUUUUUCCAAAAAGAAAGUUUGACCAUAAUCCACCUUGAGUUGCACACGCUUGC
Molecule: messenger RNA, 1059 nt
Organism: Beta vulgaris subsp. vulgaris (sugar beet)
Lineage: Eukaryota; Viridiplantae; Streptophyta; Magnoliopsida; Caryophyllales; Amaranthaceae
Product: actin-related protein 2
Exons: 11
Coding region: 172-1044 (290 amino acids)
Biological process (GO): Arp2/3 complex-mediated actin nucleation
Cellular component (GO): actin cortical patch; Arp2/3 protein complex
Molecular function (GO): actin filament binding
Source: RefSeq, a predicted model, not a curated record